Phytophthora nicotianae INRA-310 is the source of this 1812-nucleotide messenger RNA. RefSeq lists its product as hypothetical. The transcript has a single exon. The coding region runs from base 43 to 1602 and encodes 519 amino acids. Gene Ontology annotation, molecular function: cysteine-type deubiquitinase activity. Lineage: Eukaryota; Oomycota; Peronosporomycetes; Peronosporales; Peronosporaceae. The record is from RefSeq and is a predicted model, not a curated record.
UCCAGCUUUCCAGAAAGCUCAGCAUCACCCAAGUUUAGCCACAUGCGGGCGAUGUUGUCAGCGAUGAAGCCGAAGGUAAAGAAGCGUGAUCCUCUGUACGAGUCACCAGGAUCUCCGACGGGAGAUUAUUCCCCGAUCUCUGGUGGAGUAGUCAAGCCUUCGAGUCUGAUUGUUGCAGGGAUGGACAUCACGACGUGGCCGAUUGUCGAGAUCUCCGUCCCUGCUGGACCUUUGGGCAUCCUACUUGACGGAAGCUGCACCGACGCAGCUUUACUCGACGAUUUCGCCCCAGUGACCCGUGAAGGAUCACCUGGGGCUAUUGAAGCGAGUGGAAGCGUUCCUCAGGGCAGUGUGUUGAUCGGAAUGGAUAAGUUCGACUUCAUGCAACCAAGACAAACACUUGAGGAGAUCGGUACAGUCUUACGAGAAGCUGCUCACUUGAAACGUCAAUUACGCUUUAAAGUGCCACCUCAGAACAACCACAAGAACCCUCAAGAUGAUGACAAGUCAAAGCUUAUCAUCGGCCCAACAAGUAGCUCAACGGACCUCAGUGAGCCUAUAGGUGAAUCGUCCAACAUGUUCUCAGCGGAAGCAGUGUCUCCUCCUGUACAGCCAACGAAUGAUCCACUAGUUUCUCCAGCGCUGAAAACAGGUGGACCUGCUUCGUUUGUGCAAGUCACGGGGAUGGAAGACAGUCCUCUGGACUCCGACAAACGUCCGUAUGUGGCCAGCUCAACUGACAAAGUCGUGAGUGUGGAGGUUCCUCCAGGAUCUCUUGGUCUCAAUCUCGAUGGUACCGUUGCCAAUCGCGCUGUAGUUUUGGGGUUCGUGCCACUAUCCGAUGGAUCUCGUGGUGCACUAGAACGCAGCGGUAGUGUAUCUUCUGGUGCUGAAAUCGUGGAGAUUAAUGGCGAAGAUGUAUCGAAAGAAUCCUUGGCUGGUAUUCGAGAACGCCUUGGAUGUCUGAGUGGCGAACCUCGACGUCUAAGCUUCCGUCUUCCUGCUCCUAUCAAACUGACUGUCCAGCCAGUUCCAACGAGUGCUACAUCGCCAGUAGUGUCACCGUCGUCGGCUCCGAAAGCCCGGAGAAUGUCAGCCACUUCGAUGCAGCGGAUGAGUCUGAUCCAGGCGUCUUUACCGACUUACACGGAAGAUUUAAAGCUCCGCCGACGUCUUGAACUUCAGCUGGUCAUGAGUUAUGAUCGCAAGGAACUCAAGUCCAAAGAGUUCUGGUUUGCGAUUCAUUCAGAGUGGAUGAAUCGUUGGGCGCUCUUUGUAGGCAAGGAAGGACCUGAACCAGGUCCGAUCUCGAAUCACGAGUUACUGGAACCUGGUUUUGACACUGGCGAAGAUCCGAAUCAGGUCGUGCUUAUGCGUCCAGGUCUAGAGAUCACGAAGGACUUUCGAUUUGUGACGCCAAUGGUCUGGAGUUUACUGGCAGCUCUGCACGGACCUGGAGAUGCUCCCCCGAUUGCAAGAUUUGCACUUGAUAUCAACUCAGAAUCUCCUGAAGAUGUCAACGCUGUACUUCACGAAGCUAAGGGUCAAGCAACGGGUCUAGCUUCUAGUCUUCGCGAAAAAUGCCAGGUGGCGGUGAAGUGAGAGGUACAGAACUGGGCAUGACCUAUGCAAAAUAUUAACUACCCAUGAGGUCAUGCUUUGGUUCGAGUAGGGUAAGUCUUGUCGGAAGAGAACCUACAACUUGUUAAUAUUGAGGCAGAUGCUUCCUCACGACGGGUUGCCAAGCAUAUUCUUAAUACUGUUUCACUGUAUCCUUUCCGUGAUAGUUUACACCAAUUCACUUUUGCCAAG